AUGGCGGACCCAGACGCCCCCUCUCCGGAUGCCCCUAAGAACCGCAGCUGGCUGCACUGGCUCGUCGUCAACUGCCGUGCAGGGGAGGUUGGAGGGGGCAACGGGGACGUGCUUUGCCCCUACAACGGGCCCACGCCCCCCAAAGGCACGCACCGCUACGUGUUUGUGUUGUACGAGCAGCCAGGUGGCGCAAAAGUGAAAGCCGCCAACCUCGACAACCGCGGCAAGUUCAACCCUGCGGAGUGGGCGCGUCAGCACGUCGGCACCGACUCGCCUGCCGCCGCCACGUUCUUCCUGGCUGCCCACGAGGGCUGA
Monoraphidium neglectum is the source of this 315-nucleotide messenger RNA. RefSeq names its product Protein D2. The coding region runs from base 1 to 315 and encodes 104 amino acids. NCBI's taxonomy places the organism in Eukaryota, Viridiplantae, Chlorophyta, Chlorophyceae, Sphaeropleales, Selenastraceae. The record is from RefSeq and is a predicted model, not a curated record. The transcript is spliced from 2 exons.